GUAACGGUUGAUCUGCUCGCUAUAAAUAAGCGGUCGCAAGAGCUUUCGUUUUCACCACUCAUAACUCGAACAAAGCUCUCGUGGGUGUCUCCACUCAGCCGAAUUCGAUCAGAAGAAUCUCAACGAGAAAGAGAGACAGUACGAAGCGAAGGUCUGUGCAUGCUUGCUCUUGCAAUGAGAUGUGUUCUUCGUGUUUUCUGUCUCCUAAUACGGUUUUGUUCCAUUCAUCUACAGAUGAAGAUCGUGAUGAAGGUCGAGAUGAGUUGCGGGAAGUGCAGGACCAAGGCAUUGCAGAUCGCUGCUCAGGCAGAUGGUGCAGAGUUCGUGGGGUUCGACGAGGAGCGUCGAGAUGAAGUGGUGGUGAUGGGGAGAGGAGUUGAUGCUGUGAAGAUUGUGAGCGCAUUGAGGAAGAAGGUCGGGAAGACGAGGCUGAUAAGCGUUGAGGAUUAAUCGGCGAAGGCUAAAGCUAGAACGAGACGGAGUUCAUAGAGAUGAGAAGAUUUUUCAGGAUUUUCUAUUAAGCACAUACUGCACUUGGUGUUCCCAUAGAUUUGAUUACUUCUUUCCAUGCAAAUCCUCAUUGUUCAUGUCCUAGAAAAAGUGAAGUGAGACACUUAUGCAUAUUUAUUCUUGGACUGUCGAUUACAUAUUAUGUUAUUCAUGUCUGUAUGCUCUUAAAAUCAUAAAUGCUUGUACUUUGCCCUCGUACUUUGAAUAAUUGAGUUACACAGAGUUUCUUGAAA
This is a messenger RNA of Rhodamnia argentea, 743 nucleotides long. Its product is annotated as disease resistance protein RGA5-like. The transcript has 2 exons. Bases 160 to 450 code for a protein of 96 amino acids. NCBI's taxonomy places the organism in Eukaryota, Viridiplantae, Streptophyta, Magnoliopsida, Myrtales, Myrtaceae. The record is from RefSeq and is a predicted model, not a curated record.